AUGUCACAAGCCGAACUGCUGCACUGGUGCUCGGCGCACCAUGCGGCGCCGGCGACGGACGAGGAGUCGGAGAUCGUGGCGCAGUUCCUCGCGGCGCCGUACCCGUACCAGGACGACGACGAUGAACAGGACCAGAAGCAUCUGGGGGACAUCAGAGCCAGCUCCACGUACUGGCCCGACCAAGUCACUGACCCCAGCGCCGGCGCCGGCUACUGGCCUUCCAGUGGGGAAAGCAGCAGCAUCAACAGAAACAGCGGCGGCGGGGGAGGAUACUUCGAUGUCGACGAUGGCUGCUACUACUACCUCGGCGAGCCCGACGUGUCGCUCGGGAUCAACACGUUGACGCUGCCAUGCACGUCCAUCGACCUCAACCUCCUCGGGGACGGGGAGGAGGAGAGGAGCGCGUGCGUCCAUCCGCUCCUUCCCAACCCUUCGCCCGCUGAUCACAUUCGCACUGGUCACCUCAGAGGCGGCAAUGAGGGCGCCACAGCUCGCGCCUCGGCGUCGCAGCCGCAGCCCAAGCGGAAGGUUCAGGCCGGCCGGGACGGUGGAGAUCUUGGACUGUACAAGAAGAAAGCUCGCGCUUCAAAUAAGGUACGCAAUUACGCAAACCUUUUUCUAGAAGUUGGUGAUCACGGAGAGUUGGAACUUGCAAGCUGCAAUCUUUAAUAUUGUUGUG
This is a messenger RNA of Phragmites australis (common reed), 679 nucleotides long. RefSeq lists its product as uncharacterized. The transcript has a single exon. The record is from RefSeq and is a predicted model, not a curated record. NCBI's taxonomy places the organism in Eukaryota, Viridiplantae, Streptophyta, Magnoliopsida, Poales, Poaceae. The coding region runs from base 1 to 669 and encodes 222 amino acids.